Molecule: messenger RNA, 738 nt
Organism: Hypanus sabinus (Atlantic stingray)
Lineage: Eukaryota; Metazoa; Chordata; Chondrichthyes; Myliobatiformes; Dasyatidae
Gene: mrps6
Product: mitochondrial ribosomal protein S6
Exons: 3
Coding region: 106-633 (175 amino acids)
Biological process (GO): translation
Cellular component (GO): mitochondrial small ribosomal subunit; ribosome
Molecular function (GO): structural constituent of ribosome; small ribosomal subunit rRNA binding
Source: RefSeq, a predicted model, not a curated record
UUGUAUCUAGUGAUGAGGAAUUGUAUAAUUUAUAUGUGGUAUUGUUCUGUAGCUAUAGGGGUAUGACUGGUAGCUUUGUAGAAAACUGUAAAAUGGAGCCAUGACAUGUACACUACAUUUGAUGGUAGCAAUGGAUCAUUUAGCCUCUUGAAUGCAAUUACUCCAGCACUUGUGUUAAAGGUGCAUUGCUGUCAAUGGUACUUACAGUGCAACUGUAAGUUUAGGAUACUCGCACCCAUUCAUGUGCCUUACGUGAACCUCAGAAGUGCAAAUCUUUUGGAAAACCCGUGGUUUCUCCUUUCUGCAUACCCUGAGACGGCUGCUGUCCUCCGGCGAACUGUAGAGGCACUGCUGGAAAAUGGAGCCGUGGUGAGGAACCUGGAAAACCUGGGAGAAAGGACACUGCCAUACAAAAUAUCCAAACACAAUCUGCGGCACACCAGAGGCGGGUACUACCUGGUGGAUUUUGAAGCAUCUCCGACCAUUCUCCCCACCAUGUUGGAUCACUUAUACCGUGAUAUUGACGUGAUCAGACCUACAAUACUCAAGAAGCAGCCCCCAAAGUCUGAGGAAAAUUGUCCAGGAUUGAUCCCACCCAACAACGAUGCUAAACUGCAUUCUAAAAGAAAAUGAUCUUGUACUGUUUAAUAGUUAAAUAUUUAAAAAUGUAUAUGGUCAAGCAUUGUGGUUGAAAGCUUUUGAAAGUAUACCUUAUUAAAUAUGAGAUUUCUAAUUUCA